CAUUGAGCUACGCGCAUUCAUUUCGUUUUGCUUUUUUAAUAUCCAAGUGGAGGAAAGAAACAACAAAAUUUCAAGAGUUCUUCUUUCGGAAAGUUUCGACUAUUGCACACACCUCCAAACAAAUCCCCUCCUGCUCUCCUAAAGCAGGCAUGGAAAAUUUUCAAAGCCAAUGAGCAAAAGAAACGUGAUAAAGAACGUAGUGAAAACAAGUGUAAAAUUAUUAAUAAUACAAGAAGAAGAAGAAGAAAAAAAUUCUAACCAAAAUACUGCUCCAUAAGUCUAUUGGCAUCGCAUACGAUGCUGCAUUGUGUCACUAUGGAAAAUUGAGAAGAAAAUAGUAGCCAAUAUCGGCCUCAGGAUGUGUAGUGGUGCAUACUAUCGACAAAUUCGCCAGUGAUGCGGUUUUUUAUGUAAAUUUUCACGUUUUCUUCUCCGAAUCUUGACUUGAUGUUGCGUCUCCUUUGCUACUAACGUCGUCGGUCUAUGUGUUUGUGUUCGUCGUCGUCGUUGUAUAUAGUCGCGUUUAUCCUGUGAAUUUUUGGUGAGAAGAUGUAAAUGCGUAAAGAGCAAAGCAACUUCGAAAGGGAAGUGCAAAUGAAAGAAUUAAGUGAAAGCAAAAAAAAAAUCGCAAAUCGUUCUUUGUAAUUUGGCAAAAGUGUGUGAUUUCUUUUGCGGUGCUAUACCUUGACAAAAUAUUGAAAGGGAAAACAAGCCAAUCAACAAAAUAAUAAAAACUGAAUCGUAAAGCACACGCUCAAAACCAAAACAAGUCCUUUAAGCUUUGAAUCGGAGAAAAAAUAUAAUAAACAAAACUCGAUAACACCAACAAACAAUAACAAGUUCACUCGGAAACAUAAGUGUAAGGAAGGGUAAUGUCCUCUAUUAGGUUAGCUUAUAGCUGUGGCACUUUUAUGGGACCUAAUUAGCACAACUCGGAUAGUUUCAGCUGAUGUAAGCAUUAAAUCACAACACAAGGACCCAGAAACACGCACGCAGCCACCCAAAGAAGCUGAUGAAGCAGCAUUCCUGACAAAUAGUGGGUUCAAAAAGCAACAACAACAACAGCAAAAUUCUUACCAGCAUUAACAAUCCCAGAUAUUACAGGCAGUCAGCUAGCCCAACAUAUGCUCACCGCAUGUCGAUGCUCGUGAGCAAUACCAUCGCAUCGCCAGGAGUACAACAAGAACGGCAUUCAUUCGCAUCAUAAACAUUGUGUCAGGGAGCCGACUGUGUGUGUGUGUGUGUGCGUGAGUGUUUUGUAUCGGCGCCCCCCCACAUGAGUAGUCGAUAAAUCCGUUUAUUUUGAUGGCUAUUGGAUUUACGCUUUAGCAAGGACAACAGCGACAGGCUCUGCUACAAUAGCAUCAUAUUGAAAUGCCAAUAAAAAGGCGUUUUUUUAUGAUGGUCAACAAUAAAAAAUAAAAUCAUCCACAAAUAACACGAAUAAUCCUACGGAAAAGGAAACUAAAACCUUUGUCGGCCGCCAGUCUGUGGCUGUUGUGUCCAUUGACCGUGAUGAUGUGCCAGCAAGUACUAUGGUUCGGCAUUGUUUUGUGACUCACGCCAUGCUGCUCGAUGCUGCUUAAAACGGUCUUCCCCGACCAGUGCAAACGUUAAUGCAAAUGCUCAAAAUAAAACGAAAACGUAAAGGAAUUCUUAAUAAAAUGUCAAAAAUGCCAACAGCAUCGACAUUUCAAUUUUAACUAUAUUUCGCUUUGUUGUCGUUGUUGUCCUCCCUAAAACAACAACGUAACAACAGUGAGGACAGGCCAAAGAUAACCAAGCAACCAACGACGAGACAAGUCUUGCCAAGUAGCUGACCGGCAAUCAAUCGAGCCAAAAUACCAAAGAAGGGAACAAAAACAAAGUUUGUUUUUACAACAGCUUCGUGCGGAGGAUUACGACUGUCCCAGAAACGGAAUUAAAACGUCUUUUGGCGGAGCUCACUCCCCUUUUGGACUGAGCUCAACGUUGCUUGAUAGCCUGCGUGUGUGCGUGUGUGUCUGAGCAGCAGGAAAUGAUGUUUUCAUCAUUGCAAAUCAUUACUUUUGCAUGUCGCUCUUAGCGUUCGAAUAUACAUACGUACAUAUACCAAUGACCACAGGCAACAGAAACCAAAAAGUGAAACAGAAAACGCAAAACAAUAACUUAAUAAAAUAUCGGUAAAGCAAAGAACUAUCGGGAAACUGAGCCCCUUAACUUAUAUAUUAAGCUAGCGUCCUAGCACUCUCCUCUUACUGUCAAUCUCUUGCUGCUGAACUCGUUAGUAAAAUAAAACAUAUUAUUCCCUAACCGCAUUGCAAUCGAUUUAAAUAACAACAAACUAUCUUUCCUGCAUCCAAAAAACUAUCUCUAUUUUCCAAGGCAUAACAUUAUGGAAACACACGAUCCUGAACAAAUGGCUCUAGCGGUGGCCUCGAAUGGCAUGGGAGCCGCAGAUUGUGCUGCCCCUGGCAACGCAUGUCACCAUUGCCACCAUCGUCUCUAUCAGGAACACUGUUAUCAACAGCAGCAAUGCCCUGUGCAUGAACGACAGGAACAUCAGAACUACCAUCGUCGGCAACAUUGGCAGCUGCGGCAAGCACUGCAUUGGAUUAAAAAUCUUCAAUUCGUCUGCCAUGUGAUAUCCCUCCUCCUAGUUGUUAACUUGCCCGCGUUUUGUCAUGGACAGCAACAGAAAUUUCGUGUAACACCGCACGAUUUGCAAGUUCUUGAGGGCGCAGAGGCCAUGUUACGAUGUGAAGUAGCAAAUCUUGCGGGAGCUGUACAAUGGACUAAGGAUGGCUUCGCUUUGGGGUUUUCAGCUGUCAUACCCGGAUUUCCACGCUACUCGGUGCUGGGCGACCGUAAGCAGGGUGCCUACAACCUCAGGAUAUCAAAUGCCUCCACAAGUGACGAUGCCGAGUAUCAAUGCCAAGUUGGUCCAGCGCGCCUGAAUUCAGCCAUACGAGCCAAUGCCAAGCUCACAGUUAUCUCCCCUCCUUCAUCAAUUGAAAUAAAGGGUUACGAGAACAAUGCGAAAGUGGAAGUUAGAGAAAACCAGGAUCUAUCCUUGAAGUGUGUGGUGUCGAACGCCAAGCCUGCUGCACAAAUUGUUUGGUAUCGAGGAAAUGUCGAGUACAAACCAGAAAAUCGCAACGAUAAAGUUGAGGAAACUACACCGAAACGUUUUACCACCACAUCCAGCCUGAAAUUGAAACCCUCUGCCGAUGAUGAUUACACGGAGUAUACAUGCCAAGCGAAGCACAAAGCCUUAGCGCCAGAUAUGCCAAUGCGGGCCACCGUGCAGCUGUCCGUUCUAUAUCCUCCAGGACCACCAUACAUUGAAGGCUACACUCAGGGAGAGACUUUGAGAAGGGGCCAGGCAGUCGAAUUGGUUUGUCGCAGCAGGGGUGGGAAUCCAGCAGCUCAACUGAUAUGGUACAAAAAUGGUCUGCAAACGAAAAUGGCCUACAAGACCAUUGGUCGAAUGUCGGAGAAUGUGUACAAAUUUACGGCGGAAUCGAGUGACAACAAGGCUCGUUUUAGAUGCGAAGCUAUCAAUGUAAUGUCUCCCGCUCCUCUCAAGGCUGAAGUUGAUCUCACAGUUCUGUUUGCCCCCACACAUGUCUCCAUAUCGGGUAACAACGAAGCCCGGGUGGGCGAUGUGGUCCCACUCACAUGUACCACAGCUCCCUCUAAUCCACCUGCGGAGAUCAAAUGGAUGGUCGGAGGUCGCCAGAUACGUAAUGCAACGUCACGCACCAUGGUCAGUCCCGAAGGUGGCUGGAUUACUAUUUCAAAUAUCACGGCCGUUGUUGAGCCCAACAAACGCUCACUGGUUGUCAUCUGUCACGGUCUCAACAUGCAGCUUACGGAGAAUGUUGUCUCCACACAUACAGUUAAUGUUUUAUAUCCACCUUCACCGCCAAUGAUAUCGGGUUACAUGGAGGGACAAAUAAUUCCAGCUGGUUCGGUGCAAAAGCUUUUAUGUGUGUCAUCGGGAGGAAAUCCACUUGCUACCCUCACGUGGUACAAAAACGACAAAAGGAUAAACUCAGUGAUACGCACUGCCGACAAGUCUGUCUCGGCCGAAAUAACGAUUCUGGCAAAUGUAACGGAUAACCAGGCGCAAUAUCGUUGUGAGGCGGCCAACAGUGCCACGGAAAUACCGCUUUUCGAGUCUACCACUCUGAGCGUACACUUUGCUCCCGAAACCGUUAAGAUACGCAUCGAACCGGAAGAAUUGAAACCAGGCAUUGAGGCGACCAUUGUGUGCGAUUCUAGUUCUAGUAACCCACCUGCAAAGUUGUCGUGGUGGAAGGAUGGUAUAUCCAUUCAGGGUAUAAAUAAUACAUCCAAGCCCGGACUGUGGGGUGGUACCGUCUCGACUUUGGAAUUCAAAGUAAACAUCACACAGGAAAUGAACGGCGUAGUGUAUACAUGUCAAAGUGCCAACGAGGCUCUCCAGCGCAGCGUGCACGAGGCUGUCAGUCUGGAUGUGUUGUAUCGUCCCAAAUUCGUGCCACCACCCUCUUCGACUGCCGUUGGUGUAGAGGGAGAGUCGCUGUUGGUUGCCUUGCAGGCCAAUGCCAAUCCCAUGUCAAUUACCUACACUUGGACGAAGGACGGUCAGUCGCUGCCUAGCAACGGUAAUGGCGCCGAGCCACGUAUUUUUGCCGAAGGAUCCAAGUUGAAUUUCACCAAAUUGUACCGCAACGAUGCCGGUGUGUAUGUGUGCGAGGCUCGCAACUCUCAGGGGGCAGCUCGUAUCAAUGUCACCGUUGUGGUGGAAUAUGGUACAACCAUUAAGGCCGUUUCGGAAAAUGUGAUUGUCAAUCCCGGCGAAGAUGCCAUGCUGUCGUGCAGUGUGGAGGGCAAACCUCUGACCGAAGAUCACGUCAAAUGGGAGCGACUAGGUUAUGACAUGACAAUUAAGACCUCUACUACAUUUGCUAAUGGCACCUCGUAUCUGCACAUCAAGGAUGCCCAACGAGAAGACGUAGGUAAUUUCCGCUGCAUUGCCGAUAAUCGUGUUGCCAAUCCCACCAGUCGUGAUGUACUGCUGAUAGUCAAAUUUGCUCCGGAAAUCGAUAAGUCUCCAACUUUGAUGAGAGCCGCCAGUGGGACGGGAGAACGUGGUCGCUUACCCUGUCGCGCUCAAUCGUCACCCCGGCCGCAGUUCAUAUGGCGGCAGGAGGGUAAGGACCUACCCGUCAAUCGUUCCUAUAAGUACGAGGUUGAGGAGAAGAAAAUCGAUUCGCUUACCUACGAAUCCAUACUAAUCAUUGAGAAAGUUGCCCCAGCGGACUAUGGUGCCUACGAGUGUUUCGCUAAAAAUGAUUUGGGCCAGGACAUUGAACCGGUGCGUUUGGACAUAACCUCACAGCCAGACACUCCGCUUAGUUUGAAUAUUCUUAAUGUUACCCAUGACUCAGUAACGGUAGCAUGGACCCCUGGUUUUGAUGGCGGUCUAAAGGCCUCAUACCGUGUACGGUACAGGGAGGCUAACCGAGAGCAGUACAAGUACAUUGAUGGUUUGCCCAACAGCCAUAAAUUGACCAUAAACGGCCUUCGCAUGAAUACAUUGUAUCUGUUCUCCGUGAUGGCCUACAACGAUUUGGGCGAAAGCAAAUACUUGCCCGAUCUGCAGAAGGCCCAUACCAAAGAAGCUCCGCCGCCCUCACAACCAGCUUCAUCGCUGGGCGGACCCCCAACCACCAGUGCCACACCGCUGGGAGGCACUUCGGGCUUGCUGCUGUUAGUCGGUGUAGCAUCUGGCAUAACAAUUGUGGCUCUAAACAUCCUCGUCAUAGGAUGCUGCUUGCACAAACGCAAUCAAAAACGUCUCAAACGAGGUCUCGAAUUACUACCAGCUGAAUUAAGUGAAAAUUCAAAUGCGCCAAAUCUGGUUAUAAUUGGCAUUUCGCUGGCAGCUUUUGGCUUUCUUUUGGUUAAUGCCGCCUUAGUCGGCUGGUUUUUCGUCCAUCAAAGGCGCAAAAAAGCUGAGACAGCAAAUCAACCGGGAAAAACGGCUACCAUAGAGAUGUAUGCACCCAGUUCGUACAACGACACCGUUACUGGUGAGACCCUGUCGAGCGUUUCCGAGAAAAGCGAAUCGUAUUCCAAUGAUGGCAGCCAAGGAGAUUACAUUGAUGAGGCGCGUAAAAAGGCAGCCUCCACAUAUCUAGUUGACAAUACCGAUUUGCCGCCGCCUCGUUACCAGCAAGAUGGCACAAUGCCAGCGAUAUAUCCUAAUAAUAUGGUUAAUGCUCGGACACUGCCUCAUCCCCGGCACAAUAAUGGGGCCAACAUCAUGGAUCACCGGGCGCGCGAUGAUCAAAUGUUAAUUAACAAGGCUGUUUAUAUUCCGUCCCCAUCGCCAGCACCCCCUCCGGAUGGCUCAUACUACAACAUGAACAGUGACAGGUAUCUCUCCUAUCCGCCAAUGGAUUAUGCAGCUCAGAUUGAUUUUACACAACCCAUGGCCAUGGCUCACUUACAACCGGUAUCACAGGCAUCUAUGAUAAGUGGCACUAUAUUGACAGCAGCUCCUUCGAUGGGAAAUGGGGGCAGCGGCACUUUAAGGCGUGGCAUCCUAAAGGGUGUUUCGCAUGUACCACCGCCAGAUGUCACACAUCACACAACCAAUAUGGGUGGCGUGCAUAUGAUGCAUGACCUACAUCCCCUAAAUAUAUCAUCUACCUCGUCUACCCUGACAACAACAUCGAGUGUGGGUAAUGGCAGUCUGAUGUCUGUGCCCAGUUCUACGGCCAAACAACCGCAGAGCAUACUGAAGGAUCCAAACCGUAACAAGCAGCAGCACCAGCAACUUCAGCAGCCACCCUCGCUGAUAAAUACAGGCAUGGUGGCCGUACCUGGGCCGCCUGGCAGCUUACAAAUGCUUAACAUCCCUAAUUCAGUUGGCAUUAGUAAUAACCUGCUAAUGACCGCCAGUGCAGCCUAUGACCCCACAAAUCCUCAUAGUCUAACCACAUUCAAUGCCAGUGGUGCCACCGUGGCAUUUACCGAUGCUGAUGGUCAUCUCGUAUAGCUGUAGGAUGCCUCACAAGGGGCUUUGUUGACGGUAAUCACGGAUCCAGCGACACCACCUCCGCCACCAACACAACCACCCCGCUACUAAGCGUGAGGCAUGAAAUUCUCCUUCUCCUUUGGAUAAGUAUAAGUCAAAGUUAAGCUUAAGGACAUACAACAAUACUCUUAGUGAGCAUUUAAAUACCUACAACCACGUUCUCAUUACCACUACGUCCACUCACCGAAGCACACAUGUGUGGGAGUGUGGAGUGCAUAUCGUUGUUGAGGCCCGUACCAUUUAAACGAAUGUUAAAUUGAAGUACUCUUAAGACAAAAACAAAACCAAAAAGAGAAAACAAAGAAAAAAAAACGAACAACACAAUAAUACAAGAAAGAUAGAGCCAAAUUUAUCCAACAAAACCCGAUACAAUGGCAAUGUGAGGCGGUAAUGUCAGGACAAUGCGCAUGUUAAACAAAUGCAAAACUCCGUAAACAACGAACGACUUUAAAUUCAACUAGAACUAGUGGAAACCUGAUCGCGACAUAUCUCUCUCAAAAGUUCUCGCACUCACUACGAAGGUUAGCGCUAUGAAAUAAAUUACUAUUAGUUAAUGAAUUAUGUUACCAUUGACAAUACCUUUUCAUAUUCGCACCUGGCUACGGCGUUUGGACUUUCUUUGAAUUCAAUGCUACAAAAUUGAAGGCAAAACAAUGAAAAACAAAAACUGGGUAUCACUUUGAAAUAAACUUAGAUGUGCGCUUUUUUGGCUUAGGGAGGCAGUGUCGUGCUUUCUACAAUAUGUAGUAGAGUUAUUUCCCAGUAUGUAUUAGUUUAGUAAAAAUGUGCGUUUUAUGGUAAAUUGAUACGAUAUGCUCUCUUAUCGUAUUUUAAUUUACUAUGUGUUCAAAUUAAUAACAAUAAUGAAACGAUUUUUACCAAAAAUCAAACCAAACCACUGUGUCAAAAAUAUAUUAAAUUUUAAAUUAUUGUCAAUAAUUUUUGUUCCUCUUUUUACAAGUCUCGUUCAAUAAUCUCCUAUGGGACAUUUCAUUGCAGAAUCUUCAAAUUUCCCAAGGACAUCCUACUAGCAUGCAUAGAGACUUCCCCCAGUUGUCUGAUUCAAGUCUCAAAGACAAUGGAGGGACACCUCUGGGUAUAGAAGUUUUCAAGGCCAAAAUAAUUAUAAGUGUUGACAGUUUUUAGUGAGGGGUUGAUCACCCUUGAAUUUUUGUUUUGCUGUUCCAUGUGCCAUGGUGGCCCCAAGUGCUUCGAGGGGCACUUGCCUAAUGCCAGUAUUUUUAUUAAUUUCAACCUUGUCUUACCACAAAUCACAAUUGAUAAGAAAUAGUACAAAAUGCCGAUGUUGCAAAAAACUUGAUUUAUAACGUCGUUUACAUUAGGAAAUUAAAAUGCUAAACUUUAGAAUAACCACUGUAAAUUUAAAACAGAAACUUAGAUUAAUAAACGGUUUGGAUUUAGUUUAUCGUUUGCAUUAUAACAUCAUGAGAUACGAACUGAACCUCAUGCUUGAAAGGUUACAAAUAUGCCAAUCCGUCUGAACGGAUGAUUUUACCUUUUUAAGCCAAUGCUACAAUUUGUCAACCCGAAAGCAGCAGCAGGUUUGCCAAAGUGUUCGUAUGUGUAGAAGGGGCGGAUACUCCAUCCAAUUACCAAAAUUUUUCAAAAUUAUUUUUAUUGGUUUCCACAUCUACAGUAACCCAAAUUCUCGAAUUUUUUAUACACAUUUGCUUUUACAUAAUAAAACAAAAUUCGGAAACCUAGUGAUUGGACAUACUCACAAGGUGUUUUAGAGAAGAGAACAAUUCGGUCGUUCAAGUGACUGGCAACCGCGACUCAUACCCAUUAGCCUAUCGAGCUAACAUAUUGGCCAAACAGGGUCUCAUUGAAAAGGUAAAUAGUUUUAGAGUGGCUCGAAUUUGACAUACCAAUGCGAGCACUGGCGGCACUGAGGAGGCCACCGUAGCGCAGAAGUUAGCAUGUCCGCUUAUGACGCUGAACGCCUGGGUUCAAAUACUGGCGAGACCAUCAGAAAAAAUGUUCAGCAGUGGUUUUCCCCUCCUAAUGCUGGCAACAUUUGUGAGGUACUAUGCCAUGUAAAACUUCUCUCCCAAGAGGUGUCGCACUGCGGCACGCCGUUCGGACUCGGCUAUAAAAAGGAGGCCCCUUAUCAUUGAGCUUAAACUUGAAUCGGAUUGCACUCAUUGAUAUGUGAGAACUCUGCCCCUGUGGAAUGUUUAUGGACAAAAUUUGCAUUUGCAAUAUGAGCACUGUACUCUCACAGGGAAAAAAAGUAUCUAAAACAAGUGAAUAGGAUUCCUACUUAAUCUAAACUUUUGCCAAAAUUCAAGAAAAAUGGCAACCACAAUCAAUUAGAAGUUAGCUUAUUUUCAUACUCCUAACACAAGUGAGAUGGAGUUUAAAGUCGACUGUCGGAUGAACCCAAACUAAAGCUGUACCACUGUCAAAUCUAAGAUUUCAAUAUUUGGAUUGAAAGACUUGUAGUUGUGCUUGUUUUAUUAGUUAGUUUCAUAGAAGUUUAAUCAUUUCAAAUAGUUUUUAUAAGCUCACACCCUUUGUUAGCCUUAUUCUCUAGUCUUUGGAAACAAAACAAAAAAUCACGAUUACAACUUAUUCAUGCAUAAAUAUCCAUAUGCUCUAUAUUGAAGUAUUUACUAGAAGUAUUUUAAUUUUAAAAUUUGUUUAAAAAAUUAAUUCAAUACUUUUGUUUAUUCUUAGUUGUUUAAUUGAAAUUGCAAAAAAAGAAACAAAGAAAUAUUAAUGUACACAUGUACUUUAAGUUGGAAAUGAUUAUUUCGAUACGGAUCUUUUAACUGUCUUCCACCAUCAACACUUGUUUGCGAAAAUGUCCACAAACAUAGUUUUAUAUUUUUAAUUCAAUUUCUUCAUUUAAUUUCUCUUAAGUCUUUCGUUUUUUGAUAUUUUUAUGUUCAUUUCAACUAACCCAAGUUAAGUCAUAUCUGAAGUUGUUAGCAUUAAAAUACUACGUCAGUUUACUAACGCUACUGAAGCAAAUUUAACCAAAGAUUUCAAUAUCACUUAUGUGACUAUCUCAAUGUGUUUUAAAUGAUAUACUAUUUGUUACACACUAUUUGUUUAUUUUU
Messenger RNA from Stomoxys calcitrans (stable fly), 10158 nucleotides. RefSeq names its product nephrin (gene sns). Bases 2375 to 7033 code for a protein of 1552 amino acids. The transcript is spliced from 22 exons. NCBI's taxonomy places the organism in Eukaryota, Metazoa, Arthropoda, Insecta, Diptera, Muscidae. The record is from RefSeq and is a predicted model, not a curated record. Gene Ontology annotation, molecular function: protein binding.